Messenger RNA from Pieris napi, 2968 nucleotides. RefSeq names its product T-box transcription factor TBX20-like (gene mid). The transcript is spliced from 6 exons. Gene Ontology annotation, molecular function: DNA-binding transcription factor activity, RNA polymerase II-specific; RNA polymerase II cis-regulatory region sequence-specific DNA binding. Gene Ontology annotation, cellular component: nucleus. The record is from RefSeq and is a predicted model, not a curated record. Gene Ontology annotation, biological process: heart development; cell fate specification; positive regulation of DNA-templated transcription. Bases 73 to 1380 code for a protein of 435 amino acids. NCBI's taxonomy places the organism in Eukaryota, Metazoa, Arthropoda, Insecta, Lepidoptera, Pieridae.
CACCGUUCUGUUCGAUCUUGUGUCAGGCGUAGAAUUGACCGUGUUAGUUGCGCGUUGUUAUGUGCCCGCGGUAUGGUUGAGGAUGUGUCGGACGGCCCGGUGAGGUAUUGUGACGAGGUGUUGGACGUGGAAGGUUGGCGGGCCUCAAAAAUGGUGGCGGAAAAGAGUCGCGCGACGGAUUUCUCCAUAGCGGCCAUCAUGGCUCGCAGCGCUGAGCAGCCGGCCCUGCGCGGUUCUCUUGCCGUCGCACGAUCGCCUACUUUCAUAGAUCAAGUUUCCCGACAAAGUUCACCAGCGUCUAUAAGUUCUGGUGCAUCUUGUCGGUCACCAGUGCCUGAUGAGGAUGUGGAGGUGGAUGUGGAGCAGUGUUCGGAUGGGGAACGAGACGCCUCCGACGCUAUACCCUCACCUGCACCAUCUUCAGAAUUAGGCGAAAGAGACACCCCCUCACCAGCGCGACCCCUGGCGCCACCCGCAACUUCAUGUAACUGUGAGGAACUGCUCUCUGUGGACUGUCAAUUGGAAACUAAGGAUCUGUGGGACAAGUUCCACGACUUGGGAACUGAAAUGAUUAUUACUAAGACUGGCAGACGCAUGUUCCCGACGGUUCGCGUCUCAUUCGCGGGAUGCCGCGCAGAGGCGCGUUACGGCGUUCUACUAGACGUGGUGCCCGUGGAUGGCAAACGCUACCGCUACGCCUACCACCGCUCGUCAUGGCUGGUGGCGGGCAAAGCGGAUCCCCCCGCGCCCGCGCGUCUCUACCCGCACCCUGACUCUCCCUUCUCGGGCGACCAGCUGCGCAAGCAGGUCGUUUCCUUCGAGAAGGUCAAGCUCACCAACAACGAAAUGGACAAAAACGGACAGAUCGUGUUAAACUCAAUGCAUCGAUACCAGCCCCGAAUCCACUUGGUGAAGAUCAGGGAGGGAGGUGGGCCCAUCACAGAUCUUUCAAGAGAGCAGCAUAGAACCUUCGUCUUCCCCGAAACUGUGUUCACAGCAGUGACGGCGUACCAGAACCAGCUGAUAACGAAACUUAAAAUUGACUCCAAUCCUUUUGCUAAAGGCUUCCGAGAUUCGUCGAGAUUGACAGAUUUUGAUAGAGACCCGAUGGAACUGAUGUUAAUGGAGCAGCAAUUACUCCGGUCACCACUACGCCUCUACGCUGGAUCUGGCGACGAAGAGGCAGAGAAGCGAGCUGCCUGGGCUCGAACACCACCAGCAUUACAGCUCCUUGCCCUUGGACGACCUUGGCCCUGGCCACAGCCGUUGAACCUUCCUCCAGAUCUGUGGCUGCAGAAGCCGACGCCGCCCCUUCGAUAUUGCCCUUACCCGCCCCCGCAGAGACCAGAUCACAGCCCUUCUCCAAGACAUCCCUUGUAAGCUGAUUGUACGGCUGGACGGAUUGAUAUUGUUAAUUAAAAAUUAUUUAUAAUUGACACAUAAAUCUGGCGUUUUGCAUAUGAAAUAACCUGGUAAAAUUAAUUAAUGUGAUAGACUUUAUUUCAUAUGCAAUAGGGCUCAUAAUGGUUCCUACCCCAAAAUUAAUUGUAUAGUUAUUGGUAAGCAAUAGUUACCUGCACAGUAUACUUUCACUAUAAGGGCGUGUCCCCACUGUGCUGGUUCCGGAAAUAAGGUUUAUGAAUCUCAUACCAAAACGUUCGUAAAUAUGAUUAAACUUAUUUGUCCCUUUCUGUUAAUUGCUAUUUACGUUGUGAUGGAAAGAGACAAAAUAGUAAGCUGCAUAAAGGGGGCUAAAAGAAGCACAUUUAAAUGUAUCAUAGAUUUCAAUGUUUUCAUUAAUUUGUCCGGUCCGGGCACAGUGUAAAUCUAAAACCUAGAUAAUAAUUUGUUUCUGUAAAUUUUCUUCAUUAACCAAAGAUUUGUUAAAAAGCAUUCCAUUGACUAAAACCCUUCUUUACCACUGGAUUAAAACACGUUUACUCUUAAUUUUACAUUAAAAACACUCCAAAUUCUUCGUAAACAUACCUUAUUCUUAAAAACUAACCCGUCAAUUGCACUUCUUUGAAAGUGAUUUUGUCUCUUUCUGUCAAAUUGCAUUUACGCUGUGUUAGAAAGAGACAGAAGUACACUUUAUAAAUGCAAUGAUACAGAUUUUUUAUACAUAAGACAAUAUUGAAAACGAGUUUUAAUCCCGUAAAACUGUUAAUCUUACUGUUUAAGUUAAAAAGACAUAGUAUUUAGUUAAACCCGGUAAGCCAGUGAUACAAUUUAAUAGUAUUAAUGCGUGUAAAAUAUAUUUAUAUUUCCUAUGUAUAGUAGUUGAUUAAAUUAUUUUUCUAGAAUAAGCAUUGUAUAUAGGGGUCAUGUAGAAAAUUCUAUUUGAUAUAAAGUUUUAAUGUAGAUAACGCGAUUGCUCAUAAUCCUAUUUAUUAUAAACAAUUAAAUAAAUGGUUUAUGUAAUGUUAACGACAUUUCGAUUACAAUAUUAUUAAUUAAAAUGUCAUCGUCACAGAUAAACGUAUUUCAGGCGUAUGACACAAUGACAAAUGACCACUGUCAAAUGUCAAACUUGAUAACCGUAUUAACAGUUGAAAACUUGACUUAUGUUUAACGAUUUAAAUUGAAAUAACUCUAAGAAAUCGAUGUUUAUUGUUUAAUUUAAGACAUUUUGUUUAAAGACCUAUUUCCAAAUUAAAUACUCUGUGAACCUCCAUAGAUUACAAAGCAUUCCAUUUUCAAAAGUUGGCUUUUAUUUGCCUCACCUUUACAUCGAACUUGUUUUUUUAUUUGUAUGUUAUAUGGUUUUGAAGUAAUUAGAGAUAAGGGCUCAAUUAACAUUCUUAUAAUUUGUGUGUAAUUCCAUAUAAAAUACUGUUUUUGGAUUUUUAAGGUGUUUUUGUACACAUUUCUUGUAAUCUGUUCCUGUAAGAUAAUUUGUGAGCAAAUCGCGUCGUAGUACACAUAUCAGGGUCUUUCCCUAAGUGUUAAUAAAUGAAAUCAAAUUAAA